This is a messenger RNA of Nyctereutes procyonoides (raccoon dog), 760 nucleotides long. RefSeq names its product creatine kinase B-type-like. Gene Ontology annotation, biological process: phosphocreatine biosynthetic process. Gene Ontology annotation, molecular function: creatine kinase activity. Bases 1 to 543 code for a protein of 180 amino acids. NCBI's taxonomy places the organism in Eukaryota, Metazoa, Chordata, Mammalia, Carnivora, Canidae. The transcript has 3 exons. The record is from RefSeq and is a predicted model, not a curated record.
AUGGAGGUUUUCUCUAGCAGACUUUUCAUCUUAACCAUCUCGAGCAUCUGGCACAAUGACAAUAAGACCUUCCUGGUGUGGAUCAACGAGGAAGACCACCUGCGGGUCAUCUCCAUGCAGAAAGGGGGCAACAUGAAGGAGGUGUUCACUCGGUUCUGCAACGGCCUCACCCAGAUUGAAACACUUUUCAAGUCAAAGAAUUACGAAUUCAUGUGGAACCCUCACCUGGGCUACAUCCUCACCUGCCCAUCCAACCUGGGCACAGGCCUGCGGGCAGGUGUGCACAUCAAGCUGCCCCACCUGGGCAAGCAUGAGAAGUUCCCGGAGGUGCUCAAGCGGCUGCGGCUUCAGAAACGAGGCACAGGUGGUGUGGACACAGCCGCGGUGGGUGGCGUCUUUGAUGUCUCCAACGCAGACCGCCUGGGCUUCUCAGAGGUGGAGCUGGUACAGAUGGUGGUGGAUGGCGUGAAGCUGCUCAUCGAGAUGGAGCAGCGGCUGGAGCAGGGCCAGGCCAUCGAUGACCUCGUGCCUGCCCAGAAGUGAGGCCCCAGCCCGCACCUGCCACCACCACCAGCCCCGCUGCUUCCUAACUUAUUGCCCGGGCAGUGCCCGCCAUGCACCCCUCUGACGUUCGCCACUUGGCGGCUGAGCCCUUAGCCUCGCUGUAGAGACUUCUGUCGCCCUUGGUAGAGUUUAUUUUUGUGAUGGCUAAGAUGUUGCUGAUGCUGAAAUAAACUAGGGGUUCGGCCUGCUACCAGUC